AUGGCGUUUGACCCCCAUCGCGCUCACGCCGACCCUCACGCCUACCCACCCGUCACCUCGCCGUACUCGCACGACCACGACGCAGGCAUGGCUGCCCCGCGACCCUUCAGGCAGGGCUCGUCAGCCAACUCGAGCACCAACAGCAUCGACGAGCAGACCGGCCAGCUCCCGUACGUCAACUACGGCUCGCAGCCCUCGCUCCCGCGCUACCAGUCGCACGCCGGCUCUGCCACCUCGCUCGCCAACCCGUCGCCCCUGAACCCCGCAGCGACGCGCUCGUCCGCCCAGGGCUACUCGCCCAACCCGCCCAACGUCCGCUACUCGGCGUACGGCGGGUACCAGGGCCAGCAGGGCGCGCCCGGUCAGGGCGCGCACCCGCUCUCGAACGCCAUGUACAUGGAGAGCAGCCCGACCCUCGCUGGCUCCGACAUGAUGAGCCCCAACGUCGAGAAGCACCAGGACGAGAAGAUGCGCCUCGGCGCCGGAGACCAGCUCGGCGAGUACAUCGCCCCGACGACGAGCUCGUCGUCUGGCAACAGCGCGCCGUACCGCCGUGGCCCCAAGCCUACCGGUCUCAAGGCGCUUUACCGCGCAUGGAGCGGCGCCAACCUCGCCGAUAGCGGAAAGGACGACCGGCACGUCAAGCUGCCGCACCUGGGUUACCUCGACGGAAUGAAGUUUAUCGCCGCAUGGGUCGUCCUCAAUGGCACUUACUUUGCUGCCACCAUCUCCGACAACGACUACACCGCCAUCCAGCGCAGCAGCCCGCUUUACAUCGUUCGAUCGACCAACCUCGGCUGGACCUUCCUCCUCGUCCUCAUGGGACGCUCGCUCAUCACCCCCUUGUGGGACGUCCCCUCCCCGUCCGCGCCCGCCGCCGCCGGCGCCCAGCCCAAAUCAGCGCUCAUCUCGUGGGCUCGCCUCACGCGCGCCAUGCUCGUCCGACCCUUCCGCUUCAUCCUCCCCGUCCUCGCUGUCGUCGCCGUUCAGUGGGGCGUCGCUGCCAACGGUGACACGGCCAACUGCAACAACGUCGGAAUGGACGAGCCGUACUGGCGCCUCGUCUCGAACUUUGCCGGCUACUGCACCCUCGUCUUUGACCUCUUCACGACCUACGAGACUUCGACGAUCGCCGGCCAGACGUUCGCGGGCAACCUGUGGACGAACCCGUGGUUCUUCCAGGCAUCGUACGCCGUCUACGUCAUCCACCUCAUGCUCGGCAACCUCUCGUCGAACCGGUACUGGGUCUACGCCCUCAUCGGCUUCUUCAGCUGGACGACGUACAACUACAUCUUUGCGGCGCUCCUCGGUCUCGUCAUCGCCGACAUGCACGCGCACGGCCACCUGCACAAGAUCCGCACCAAGUGGCCCGCCUGGCAGCGCCUGUCGCUCCACGCCGUCCUCAUCGCGAUCGCGCUCGUCUUCCAGUGGGUGCCCGUCAUCCGCGACAACGUCAACUCGGGCCUCGCAAAGAUCAACGUGACCGACCACCCCGAGCUCACCUUCUGCGACGCCAUCUUUGCCGCGUGCUGGCUCUUCUGCAUCGAGACGUCCGGCAUCGCCCAGACCGUCUUUGGCAACAUCGUCAUGCGCAACCUCGGCAAGCUCUCGGCGGGCAUGGUCCUCCUCGCGCCCGUCAUCACCUACACCCUCGUCCCCGACAUCGCGCUCAACAUGCACAACAACGGCUCGUCGGCGUCGAGCGUCCUCGGCGUCUGCUGGGUCGCCAUGUUCGGCAUCGUCUUUGCGCUCGCCAUCGCGUUCCACUUUGCCGUCGAGCUCCCGAGCAAGAUGAUGGGCGAGGUCUUUGCCGAGCUGAUGGAGAACUGGAACGGCGAAGGCUUCCGCAAGGGCGGGAACGUCGUCAAGAAGGCCGGCGGCGCCGCCAAGCUCUCGAAGAAGUAG
This is a messenger RNA of Rhodotorula toruloides NP11, 1905 nucleotides long. RefSeq lists its product as uncharacterized. NCBI's taxonomy places the organism in Eukaryota, Fungi, Basidiomycota, Microbotryomycetes, Sporidiobolales, Sporidiobolaceae. The transcript has 3 exons. The coding region runs from base 1 to 1905 and encodes 634 amino acids. Gene Ontology annotation, cellular component: cytoplasm. The record is from RefSeq and is a predicted model, not a curated record. Gene Ontology annotation, molecular function: beta-1,4-mannosyltransferase activity.